GCAGCACCAAACCCUCAAAACCCUCUUCAUCUUCUUCUUCUCUCAUUCCCACUCACAAAAGACUUUUCAUUUUCCAUCCUUCUUCCCACAUUUCUUCUGGGGCUUUUUUUUUUUCUUUUUUUUUUUCAUCUUUCUUUGAGCAAAAAUGGUGAAGAUUUCAUUAGUGUUAUGUGUUUUGGCAAUCUUUGCUUUUGCAGAAGUUGUGAACUCAAAGACUAUUGCACCUGCACCAGCAGUUGAUUGUUCAACAAUCAUAUUCAGUAUGGCUGAUUGUUUAACAUUUGUUACAAGUGGGAGUAAAGUUACUAAGCCAGAAGGUGCAUGUUGCAGUGGAUUGAAAACUGUGUUGAAGGCUGAUGCUCAGUGUAUCUGUGAAGCUUUUAAGAAUAGUGGGAGUUUAGGGGUUGUUUUGGAUAUUAAGAAAGCUAUGACUUUGCCUGCUGCUUGUGGUGUUUCUGCUCCUUCUAUUGAUAAAUGUGGAUUGGCUCUUUCCCCUGCUGGUGCUCCUGCACAAUCUCCAAGUAGAACCACUGUUCUACCUCCCACUUCAGCCAUGUUUUCUCCAGUACCUUCACCUGCUGCUGAAGACGCCGCAGGAGGUUUUCAAAUUGAAGCUCCAGCUCCAGCCCCAAAACCAUCUGAUGCAUCGACUACCAUGAUUUCUUCAUUUGCUCUUCUUGUCAGCCUUGUUGCUGCAUCAUACUCGCUCUUCUGAGAUGAGUUAUAUACAUCACCAUCUAGUUCUCUUUGGACAUAAUUUAUCAGUAGCUUAAACAUUCAUAUGUUCCAUGAGGUAGGAUGUUGCAGGGGGUGGAUUAUAUAUUCUGGUUAGGUUUAUUUUGUGUUAUUACUGUAUGCUUAGCGAUUUCAUUGUGUUUGUUUAUAUAUUCUGUUUACAGUAGCAGAAAGACCUUGACAUCUCCCUUGUUUACUUGUUUUGGGUUUUAUAGAGCUGCCUUAUCUUUUAUUUUCUUAUGGUGGUGUGAUCAAAUAAGACUAGGGUGUUGCUGUUUUCUUAGUGCUUCAGUUUUUAUCUACUUUCUAAAGCCUGGCACUGCCAUAUUCAAAUGAUUAUGAUUAUAUUUGAA
Molecule: messenger RNA, 1088 nt
Organism: Papaver somniferum (opium poppy)
Lineage: Eukaryota; Viridiplantae; Streptophyta; Magnoliopsida; Ranunculales; Papaveraceae
Product: non-specific lipid-transfer protein-like protein At5g64080
Exons: 3
Coding region: 146-715 (189 amino acids)
Biological process (GO): lipid transport
Molecular function (GO): lipid binding
Source: RefSeq, a predicted model, not a curated record